This is a messenger RNA of Orbicella faveolata, 2923 nucleotides long. RefSeq names its product melatonin receptor type 1B-B-like. Gene Ontology annotation, biological process: G protein-coupled receptor signaling pathway. Gene Ontology annotation, molecular function: G protein-coupled receptor activity. The record is from RefSeq and is a predicted model, not a curated record. NCBI's taxonomy places the organism in Eukaryota, Metazoa, Cnidaria, Anthozoa, Scleractinia, Merulinidae. Gene Ontology annotation, cellular component: membrane.
CUUUCUUAGGAAGCGGCUUAGAUUUAUAGUGCGUUCUGGACGUAAUUAGGACGUUUUGUGUCACCAAAGCGGAAACGUUAAACCUCUAUUUCAGCCUGUAUUUUCUUUUGUAUCGAAAACACAUCGAAAAUGAAAUUGUUCACACUAAUUCAUUUUCGCAAAAUGAUAUUUUUCGUUUUUUAACUAGAUGUGUUAAAUGGAAACAACCCUGUUUUUUCUUGUUUCUUAAACGGGUCUUUUAAACAUUGCCACCAUUUAUAGAGAGUGAGGUUCUAUAAGAUAUAACAUGAGGAAAUAAUUUCAACUCUAAAUAACACUCACAAUACGGCGAGAUUAGAAUCCGGCUAGCCUUCAUUAAAAGCCUACGUGGGAGACAUUAAACAUAUAUAUGUAUCCGUCUGAAAGUGCUUAUAAAUUAAAACGUCUCAAACGAAGGUACACCUUGCGAGCGACAAGAGCAAAACACAAACCUUCUUUAUUCUAAAGGUAGUCAGUGUAUAAAUUUGGUGAGAACACACGCGUGCAACUGUGCCUGAGCCUGUAAAAACUACAUGAGGUUAUUUGGAUGGAACAGGCGGGGAAACAGAUCCAGAGAAAAUGAAUUAUUCCAGAAAAUAUACAACUUCUCUCUUCCACGGCGCAAAGUCUCUGCAACCGGGAAAUCUAUAGUGUGCAGCACGGAGUGACAAAUGCACCAACGUCGUACGCUGCUUAGCAAAUAACAAAACGAGGAAAAACCUCACAUAACAAGUCGCGGUUUUGUAAAUCCCAGGAACGAACAAAAAAGGCAACGAAAAGCUUGAGGAUGGAAAAAACUGCUGGGGGAUUCGACCUGCCAUAUCGAUCUCCCGGGACCGCCGCGUUGGAGUCAAUAAUUGUUGUCCUGUUCACGAUUUUAUCAAUACUUGAAAACACUUUGAUUAUCGCGGCGUUUUUCCAUCUCAAGUCAUUAAGAACUAUUCCAAAUAUACUCGUGGUCAAUUUAUCGAUCGUGGAUGUCCUUUCUGCCAUAACGACACACCCUCUGCUAGCAUCGGUGCUGAUUCAGGGAGCUUGGUGCUUGGGACAAGAAGCUUGUAAAUACCAAGCGAUUUUAAACUCUUUUCUAUUCACAACCAAAACUCUAAGUGUAACCUUCAUAACUUUAAACCGAUACCUGAUCAUCGUCAGAUACAAAAAGUACACCAACAUGUUUACUAAACGCUCAACUCGCUUGUUUCUGGUGGCGAUUUGGAUCUCAUCGUGUCUCCUCGCCUUAUCUCCGAUAAUGGAACAAGACGAAGCGACAUUUCACGCUAAAGAAUCCCUUUGUGUCAUUUCAAGCAAGAAUUCGGCAAGUUCUGUAGUUAUGGUUGUAUUUGAGAACAUUUUCUUCCUUGCAACGAUCUAUCUUAACUACGCGAUUUUAAGCUUAGUCCGCUUACAUCGAAAACAAGUUUUUUCCUUCUUCGAUAAAAAGACUUCCCCUUCAACUUCAAGAGUGACUCCCGCGAGCGCGGCGCUGACAAGCUGUCGACCAUAUGCGAUUGGCACGCGUGGAACAAUUGCGAACAGAAACGAAGAACCUCACAUCGCAAGGAAGGUUUUUACUGUAACAACUUUAUACACUAUCUGCUGGCUGCCUCAAGGCAUAUUAAAAAUCGCCAGCCUUACAAAUAGUAACAUGUCACGUGAGAUCUGGAUGACGUCCACGUUCUGCAUGCAGCUGAGUUCCGUGUUGAACCCUAUCCUUUACGGAUUGCUCAACAGAAAACUGAGGAAAACUAUAUUUGGGAUGUUCAAGAUAAAGGCUAAAAUGCUGAUUCACGUCGCUGCUACAGAAGUUUCCACCAGACGCCUUCAAAUGAGGUCAUUUAAAGGUGCUUUUACAGUCAGCCGCGUAGGCGCACAGGCUCCCUGAAGCUAAUCUGUUUUUGGUCUAGACGUAUAGUAUCUGUCGGCUUUUGCUCUCUAUAAGCGAUCGCUAGCGAUGAAUUAAAAGAUAGUUAUGAUUUUUCACAAAAACUAGCUCGGGGAUAUUGCCAUCGCUAGUUUAAGCAAAAUUUCAAAAUCCUCGAAAACAAACCCAGAGUAGUUUCAAAAGGUAGGAAACCUUCAAAAGGUUAAUUUUGUAGAACAGCGAUCUAGAAAUGCGAAAAUAACUCGGAAGCAAGGAAUAAAAUCAAUUCAGCUUAUUCGAUUGUUUUACGGAUUUUCUGAAAGAAUCACCGCUUUAUUCACAAGUGCAGGCAUGGGUACAACAACAUACUCGAUGUACAUUAAUAGCAGAUAUAUGCUAAGACACACACACCUCACAAAUUUCAUAAAUUAUGUUAUGGUAUAGUUACGUUACUUCUUUAAUUGUGUUGGUUUCUUAUCAUAUUUAACUCCGAAAGGGAGCUACAGAAUACGGAAUAUACGACAUUUCAAUAAAUAUCGCGCAAUGCUUGGUGUGUUGUCAAAACCCCAUAAGUUAAAUGACGCAAUAGUGGAAUAAUAAAUUACAAUUAUACUGAAAAAGCGACACUAAGAUUUUGUCAUUUGAAUUGGGUGCUAAAUAUCGUUUCGACAUUCCUUUGUACGUCAAGAAAUUGAUUCUCAUAUAGCAACAUCUAUAGCCAAAUAUUUCAACCGAACAUCUCUCAGUAGCUGAAGAUAUUAGGGAUUUUAAGUAACCACAACGGCGACGCCGAGGACAACGUUAUUAAAAAAUGAAUUUAUAUUUUACCCACGCAUCUCGCGAUACUCUAGAGCCAUUUACUUUGUUUAUCGCUGUCAAAACUAUCACGAAACUAAACCUGGGAUACAGCGAUAAAUUUGGAAUAAAAAUGUAAAAAAUUAGCCGUUAUGGUUCACGCUCUCGAGACAAGGCAGAAUUUGGUCAUUUCACGUUGUUGUUUUGCAGAGGACGGCAAAGAUAUGUGCCAAGAAUUAUAACGCACGU